Molecule: messenger RNA, 4059 nt
Organism: Copidosoma floridanum
Lineage: Eukaryota; Metazoa; Arthropoda; Insecta; Hymenoptera; Encyrtidae
Gene: CycY
Product: cyclin Y
Biological process (GO): regulation of cyclin-dependent protein serine/threonine kinase activity
Molecular function (GO): protein kinase binding
Source: RefSeq, a predicted model, not a curated record
AGGAAGCCAGUCAGUCGGCCGGCGAAAGAGCUAGUCCGGGGAUUUAAAGGCGCGCCUCGUCGUCGUCUCCGAGGACAGGGGGGAAAACAAAAAAGGAAGGCGUGCGUGUGCGGGAGAAGGCGAGGUGUAUACAUUGUCGUGGCUCGUAUGGAGAUCUCGUCGCUUUGUACAAGUAGCCGAGAGGAGUUGCACGCACUUCCCUGUUCUCCGGGAGGUGCUCCUCCCGGGAAUUUGUCGUGGAGUGUCUUGUUUGCAGUACAUCUGCAGCAGCCCGUAUUUUUGCGUGUGGGCCGACUUUUAGGCUAUGGGUUGUCAUGCUUGCACGGAUAAUUCGAGCUCAUAGGAAUUAAGAGUGAGAGAGAAAGAGAGAGAGGCAGCAAGGAGCAUUGAAAACAGCAAGAGGUUCGUCAACGGUUCAUCAUGAGCGACGGCGAGGAGGUUUUCAGGCCCCUUCUCGCAUCCACCACCAUCCAACUCCUGCUCUUCGUGUCCAGCUGCGUCAGCUGAUCCAGGGGGGCAUCGAUAAAUUCCAUCACUGGCCCCUGCAGUCUAACCGAUCCAGUGAGUCGUCCUGGCUCUCCACUCUGGGGCCUUUCAAUAAUUUUUUUAGAAGCCUGCAAGCUUGCAGAUCUGCCAAAGUUAGUUGCUGUACGGAAAUCAAAGAAAAAUGGGUAACAAAAGCAGUUGCUGCUCCUACUCUAGUCCACAAAUGGGACGUAAGGAGCAUGCAAAUGACAUUGGCGUGAGAGGUCUUGAAGAUCAUCUUCCAGAGGGUGAGAUCAGUAUCAACAAUCUUCAGCAUAUAAGCGAAAGAGAGCCUGAAGAUUGGGAUUCCGAUCCGUCCUUACAUCCCUGUGCUGGUACUAUUUUCAUGGAGCGUUCCAAAAAAGCUAUUGAAAAUGGAUUAGUUAGGAAAAAAAGUCAAUACCAAAUAGCAGAGACAAGGCCUCUUAAAAAGAGUAGUAGCUGUAGUACAAUAUACCUAGAUGACAGUACAGUUUCUCAGCCUAAUUUAAAAAAUACCGUCAAGUGUGUAGCUCUAGCCGUGUAUUAUAAUAUUAAAAAUAGAUCGUCCAACAGGCAACUCGAAAUAUUUGAUGAAAAAUUACAUCCGUUGACACGUGAUGGAGUGUCUGAGGAUUACGAUAAGCACAAUCCAGAGCAUAAACAGAUUUAUAAAUUUGUAAGAACUCUUUUCAACGCUGCACAACUUACGGCUGAAUGUGCCAUUAUAACGCUAGUUUAUCUUGAGCGCUUGCUCACAUAUGCAGAACUAGAUAUAACCCCAGCCAAUUGGAAGAGAAUUGUUCUGGGAGCAAUCCUCUUGGCUUCAAAAGUAUGGGAUGAUCAGGCUGUAUGGAAUGUUGACUAUUGUCAGAUAUUAAAAGACAUCACAGUGGAAGAUAUGAAUGAGUUGGAAAGACAAUUUUUGGAAAUGCUUCAGUUUAAUAUAAAUGUUCCUUCGAGUGUAUAUGCCAAAUAUUAUUUUGACUUACGCACGCUUGCCGAAGCAAACGAGUUGACAUUCCCCAGUGAGCCGUUGAGUAAAGAUAAGGCGCAAAAGCUCGAGGCGAUGUCUAGAAUUUACGAGGACAAAGUAAUGGCUGACGUUUUACGGAAUGGUAUUAAGAAGUGGUCUAGUUUAGACAACGUGUGCAUAGGAGGGCACAGGCGUAGUAUAGCUAUUUUAUCUUAAAGUAAAGAGAAACUGUUAUACAAAUCAAAAGCAAACGUUGUUUUUGUCUCUCACAAAAAGGUAUGUCCGCAAUACUAAUCAAGUAAUGUAUAUAGCCGUUAGAAAUGACGGUACGGAUAUUUGUUAUGACUGAAAAAUGGCGUAAUCAAAUUUAUUAUAGUGUGAAAUUUUGCAUAAGCAAGAUUAUUAAUUAUUGUGUGAUUUAUGUUUUUUUUUUUUUUUUUAUGUGCUAUUUAUUAUUUUUAUUUUAUUAGAAAAUAUUUAUUUAAGAUUUCGAAACUAUAUACACUGAAAAUUCGAUACAGUUUUAUGUUUUACAAAGAUUUCAAAUCAUGUUACAUUGAAAAUUUUUACAAAAAUAUUUUAAAACUCUGAUAUCGUAUUUUUUUUCGAGUCAAGUUUUUAGUUGUUAAAUUUUACAAAUACGAUUGAAGAAUAAGGAUUCGUAUGAAUGUUCAGGCUGAAUUGAAACAUUUUUUAAUGUGAGAACUGAGUAGCAUUCUUGUGUAUGUCGAAAAGUAUUGGUUCUUGCAUAGUUUGUUUGUGCUAGGGCGGUUUGGGAACAAGCUAGUUUCAAGGUGUAAAUCAAAUUUUAUUCCUAACUUUUCCUUUGUGCAACCUUAAUGACUGAAUCAAACAAACUUGAGUGUGAUAAUUGUAGAUUAUACUCAGUCACAGGGUCUCAACAGAAAUCAAAAAUUGUCAAAAUUUCUUACUUUCUAUAAACUGUUUUUUUUUUUUUUUUAAUUUUUUUUUUUUUUAUAAAGCAUUAAAUAACCCGAGUGAAACUUAUACAAAAGUGCCAAUACUAAUCGAGUAAUUGUACUAAAAACAAUUCAUCGAUUAAGUUUGCAGUGUCACAAAGAAUAAAAUCGACAAAGCAGUCAACAAAAUUAUCAUAGCGCAUCAAUUAAACCGAUUUAUUUUUAUAUUCCCAUAUGACGUAUAAUACAUACAAUAUUUCCAGAGCUGCAACACAUGCUUGAUUCCACACACAUAGUUCCUUGACUUUCUUCAUUUUUUACUACUCUCAAACAAAAAAUAAAUAUGUAAACGAAACGAAAAACAUCCUCAAAAUGAAAGUGCAAAAAGAGAAAUUUAAAGGACACCAAGCUAAAUGAUAAGUGAGAUGCAUGAAUGACGUUAUGUUGAUCAAAGUGUAAGUCAAAGCGACAUUUGAGGUGUACGUAGAAUUUUCACGCAUAAAUCUAUUUUUUUAUCUACAGUUAUAAUAAAAGUAUAAGAAAAUUAAUAAAAAAGUUUAAGGAGAUCAUUUUUAAGACAAUCUAGAGUCCCGAUUGCGUCCUGUAUAAAAUACGCCGUUGUCGUUGUUCCAAAACAACGAAUAAUUUCUCUCUUAGGCCGUAUAUUUCAUAGCGUAUGCUUAUUCCGUUUCUGUUCCGAUUUAUUUUUUAUUCAUGUAAAAUUAAUUUGAUGCAUAUAUACUUUCAAUUUUUUUUAUCCUGUAAAAAUAUAUUCAGCUUUAUAAAUUUUGAGCUAAUUUAUUUUUUAUAACAGGUAAUCUGAAAUAUUUGACAUAAUAACAUUUUAGCAAGGCUUAUCCUAUGUAAACUGAUAACUAAAUGUAACAUACCAUAGCAUUUUCAGUUUAUUUUUUAGUAUUAAAAUUUCCAUCCAAUUGGGAGUGAUUAUCCAGAAUUUUUGAUACAUGUAACAAAUACAUAUCUUUUUAAGUUGAUUUAGAGAAAAAUUAUUUGAAACAUCAGAUUUUUUGAAGCAUUUCGUUUGUUACGAAAUUUUUUUACAAAUAGUCUUUAGUUAAAUAAAGAAAGACAUAAGUUCCUUGUGCCGUAUGUAUGUUAAACUUUCCAUAAAUUUUUUUAUCACUCAUUUUUCUCAUGAAUGAAAUCAUAAUUUUAUUCAAGUUUCCUAUUGGACUCCUAGUAUCAAAUAAAGUGUUUAAUCACUCAGUGAUUGAUUAAUUCAAUACAUAUGAGUACUGAUCAAAUGCACCAUCAUAAAAAAUAAAGGCUUAUCUUACAAUUUUUUUAACAAAACCAUAGCUAGGUAGUCUUAUACAUAAAAUGAAAAAAAUUAUAUGAUUCUAAAAAACUUAUGAUCUUGUGGGCGAUGUGCUUCGCGAUUUUUUAAUAGGUACCGCACGUGUAUUUUUUUUAAAGUGAACACGAGUAACCACGGUUUUUUAAAUUUAUGUAACCAUUAUAAUUAUAAUGUCGUUCGUUUAAAUUUUUUGAUUGUUUAAAGGCUGCAGUAACUCCAUGUCGUGACCAUAAAAUUUUCAUUUUGCAACAUUUCAAAUUCCAAAACAAUAUAGAAAAGUCUGACAGUAAAAAUUUCGACUCGUAGCUAUCCGAGUUAGAUAAAAAAUUAACAAACCACGU